UCUCUCUCUCUCUCUCUCUCUCUCUCUCUCUCUAAACUUCAAACUUCUUUGAUUUGUGGAAUUACUCUUGUUCAUACCUGGUUAACCAUAUCCACCUCAAUCUCUCUCUUUUCUUAUUUCUUCGUAUAUAUACAUUAUUUUUUUGUUUUCUUAUAAUAUUUUAUAAAAAAAAGUUCAUUUUUUUUUGUCUUGUUGCUGAUACCCAUUAGCUUUUUAUUUUCUGGGGUCAAUGCGGUCAAGUUCUUAACAAAUUAGGGUUUCAAUCGGUGGUCUAGGGUGAUUGAUAUGUGUCAAAGUAAUGUAGCUGGAAAACUUUGUGUUGUAUUCCGAUUCUGAAUAAUUUUAUAAAAUUUUCAUCUUCAAUUAUUUGGGGCGUUACAAUUUGUGUAAAUUUUUAUUUGCCUUUUUUCACGGCUAAUCAGAUGAAUAGGUUGGGAAAUCUCAUUGGGUUUGAGUGGAUUAUCGAAUAAAGCUUGGAAUUUUUUGCCUCCUUUAUGCACAAUUAGGGUGCUGAAUUGGGAACAAAUCUGAGAAAGCAAGGGUUGUUAUAGUUACUGGAUAUAGGUUCAUUGAAGGGUUAAUUCACGAUGGAUCAUAUUAUUGCCGGGAAGUUUAAGUUGGGAAGGAAAAUUGGCAGUGGGUCUUUUGGGGAACUUUAUAUAGCUGUUAAUGUACAAACUGGGGAGGAGGUGGCUGUCAAGCUGGAGCCUGUGAAGACCAAGCAUCCACAACUUCACUAUGAGUCAAAAUUGUAUAUGCUUCUUCAAGGAGGAACUGGAGUGCCUCACCUCAAGUGGUUUGGAGUUGAGGGAGACUACAAUGUGAUGGCAAUUGACCUUCUUGGACCUAGUCUGGAAGAUCUGUUCAAUUAUUGCAACCGGAAGUUAACAUUGAAGACGGUGUUAAUGCUUGCUGAUCAAUUAAUUAACAGAGUUGAAUAUAUGCAUUCAAGAGGUUUCCUUCACCGUGACAUAAAACCUGACAAUUUUUUAAUGGGCCUAGGACGUAAAGCUAACCAGGUCUACAUCAUUGACUAUGGCCUCGGCAAAAAAUUCAGAGAUCUUCAGACUCAUCGGCACAUACCAUACAGGGAAAACAAGAACCUUACCGGUACAGCUCGAUAUGCGAGUGUCAACACUCAUCUUGGAAUUGAACAAAGCAGAAGGGAUGAUCUGGAAUCUCUUGGCUAUGUUCUCAUGUACUUCUUAAGAGGAAGUCUUCCUUGGCAGGGACUGAAGGCUGGCACCAAAAAACAAAAAUACGAUAGAAUCAGUGAGAAAAAGAUGACAACUUCCAUAGAGGUGCUCUGCAAAUCAUAUCCAUCAGAGUUUGUAUCAUACUUCCACUACUGCCGAUCAUUGCGGUUUGAAGACAAGCCUGACUAUUCAUAUUUAAAGAGGCUUUUUCGAGAUCUAUUUAUUCGAGAAGGCUAUCAAUUUGACUAUGUUUUUGACUGGACUAUAUUGAAGUAUCCGCAGAUUGGUGGCAGCUCUAGAGGCCGACAUGACAGCGGCAAGGCAGCUAUGAAUCCAGGGCCAUCUGUACAGAGGCCAGAAAAGAUCUCAGUUGGAAAAGAGCUUCGAGAGAGAUUCACUGGUGCUGUUGAAGCAUUCUCGCGGAGGAACCCAACAACUUCUAGUCCUCGCGUUGAACACGCCAAGCAUAGGAGUUUUGAGGAUGUCACUGCAAUGCACAAGGAUGGGUAUCACGAUCAAGAGAAGGGACGCAAUUUGACUCGAUAUGGAAGCAGUUCAAGAAGACCAAUAAUCUCAUCAUCGACCAGGCCAACUUCCUCAGGUGAUCAUACCGACACUCGUACGGGCCGGCUGACCUCAAUUGCUAGCCGUCCAUCUACUGCACAUAGAAUUCAACCAAUGUAUGAAACCAAACAGCAACCUUACACACGCACAGGAUCUACUAGAGGCAACCGCGAUGAUCCUCUGCGGAGUUUUGAACUCCUCUCUAUCAGGAAGUAACAAACAAAUCCACUUCCCAUUUAUCAGAAGACAUUUUCAAAAAUUUCAACGCGCCUAUUCCUGCGGUUUAUUCGUGAACAAUAUCGAACAUGAUGGGGUCAUGUUCAUGUAUAUUACUGAAUUAACAUGAAGUUAUAUAAUCAACUUCACUUUCUGAUAUCAUUUUCUGGACUAAGGUAGACUCAAUUUCCGCCGCCCCCGCCCCAAGCUGCUGCUGUAUUAUGUUUCUAAAACAUGCUCCUGAGAACUCUACAAGGGUUCUUUCUUUUUUCUUAUUUAAACUUUUUACUAGAUAAAUGUAUUUUAUUUUCUCUUAAGGAAAAAAAUAGAUGAAACUAAAGAGUUAGUAGUUUAUGAUGCAAUUGUUAUUGUUUCUUGUUAUGAGAAUGGAAUUAGAUUUUGGUCUUGGAAUA
Messenger RNA from Cicer arietinum (chickpea), 2389 nucleotides. Its product is annotated as casein kinase 1-like protein 10. Gene Ontology annotation, molecular function: protein kinase activity; ATP binding. The record is from RefSeq and is a predicted model, not a curated record. NCBI's taxonomy places the organism in Eukaryota, Viridiplantae, Streptophyta, Magnoliopsida, Fabales, Fabaceae. Gene Ontology annotation, biological process: protein phosphorylation.